GAGCCCAGAUCAGGGCGCAGCUGUGUUUUCAUGCCUGCGCCAGUCCCUCUGCCAUGGCGCCCGUAAUGAAGGAGCGGACGUUAUAGCAUCGUGUAAACAUUUGGCGCGACUGGAAAUAAGUCGGUGCGUUCAACUACCACGGUUUCAGUCGAACAGCAUAUUUUUCCGAAGCGGCCAUGACCGUGGAGCAGAAUGUCCUCCAGCAGCAUUCUCAGAAGCACCAGCAGACUCUACUAAACCAGUUAAGGGAGGUGACGGGCACCCAGGAUGUUCAGCUGCUUCAGCAAGCUCUUCAGGUGAGCAAUGGAGACCUGGCCGAGGCCGUGGCCUUUUUGACGGAGAAGAACGCUAAAGUACCACAACAGGAUGAGACCACCUACUAUCAGACUUCUCAAGUGGCCAGUGACCGAUACAUCAGCGUGGGCAGUCAGGCUGACACAAAUGUGAUUGACCUGACAGGAGAUGAUAAAGAUGACCUGCAGAGGGCCAUCGCUCUCAGCCUGGAGGAGUCCAACCGGGCAUUCAGAGAGACUGGCAUUACUGAUGAGGAGCAGGCUAUCAGCAGAGUUUUGGAGGCCAGCAUAGCGGAGAACAAGGCAUGUCUGAAGCGCACUCACACAGAAGUCUGGAGUGAUUCACCAAAUCCACAUGACAGGAAGAGGAGAGAAAGCUGCCCUGUUGGCUUGAAGAAUGUUGGCAACACAUGCUGGUUCAGUGCUGUCAUCCAGUCUCUGUUCAACUUGCUGGAGUUCCAGAGGCUGGUGCUGCACUACUCACCCCCAGCCAGGGUUCACGACCUGCCUCGCAAUCAGAAAGAGCACAGAAACCUGCCCUUCAUGCAGGAGCUGAGGAACCUCUUUUCCCUCAUGGUUGGUUCCAAGAGGAAAUAUGUGGACCCUUCUAGGGCUGUGGAAAUCCUCAAAGAUGCCUUCAAGUCUACUGAGUCACAGCAACAGGACGUGAGCGAGUUCACGCACAAGCUGCUGGACUGGCUGGAGGACGCCUUCCAAAUAAAGGCUGAAGAAGACAGGGAGGGAGAGAAGCCCAAAAACCCCAUGGUGGAACUUUUCUACGGCCGCUUCCUGGCUGUGGGCGUCCUGGAAGGAAAGAAAUUUGAGAACACAGAGAUGUUUGGGCAGUACCCACUGCAGGUGAACGGCUUCAAGGAUCUCCACGAGUGUCUGGAGGCAGCGAUGAUCGAGGGCGAGAUAGAGUCUCUGCACUCAGCCGAAAACUCUGCCAGGUCCGGUCAAGAGCACUGGUUCACAGAACUCCCUCCUGUGCUGACCUUUGAACUCUCCAGAUUUGAGUUCAAUCAGGCUCUUGGGCGACCAGAGAAGAUCCACAACAAGCUAGAGUUCCCUUCCAUGCUGUACAUGGACAGGUAUAUGGAUAGGAACCGGGAUAUAACCAGAAUCAAAAGGGAGGAGAUCAGAAGGCUCAAAGAGCAUUUGACGCUGCUUCAACAGCGACUGGAACGGUAUCUGAGUUACGGUUCAGGCCCCAAGAGGUUUCCUCUGGCAGAUGUCCUUCAGUACGCUAUGGAGUUUGCUUCGAGUAAGCCAGUGUGCACUUCACCUGUGGACGACUUUGACUCAUCAGCGCCCCCAGGUGGCACAACGGGGCCCCAGCUCCCACCAAGCACAGUGGAGCAGGACUCGUUGCCCCUCUUAGAAGGCCCGGUCUCUGCCUCAGGUACCACAACAGCUCCCAGUGCGCCACAGCAACAGAGAGUCCCCAUUCAUAAACCCUUCACCCAAUCCCGGCUCCCCCCCGACCUCCCCAUGCACCCCGCGCCACGACACAUCACGGAAGAGGAGCUGAGAGUCCUCGAGGGCUGUUUACACCGCUGGAGGAGUGAGGUCGAGAACGACACGCGCGAUCUGCAGGGCAGCAUAACAAGAAUCCACAGAACCAUAGAGAUGAUGUACUCUGACAAAUCAAUGAUGCAGGUUCCUUAUCGGCUCCAUGCAGUGCUGGUCCACGAGGGUCAGGCCAAUGCCGGACACUACUGGGCUUACAUCUACGAUCCACACCAGAGGUGUUGGAUGAAGUACAACGAUAUCUCAGUCACCAAAUCCUCCUGGGAGGAGCUGGUGCGAGACUCGUUCGGGGGGUACAGAAAUGCCAGCGCAUACUGUCUCAUGUACAUCAAUGACAAGAAGCCUUUUCUCACAGAAGAAGAGUUUGAUAAAGAGACGGGCCAAGUCCUCAGUGGUAUGGACAAACUCCCACCUGACCUGAAGCAGUUUGUGAAGGAGGACAAUGAGCUCUUUGACAAGGAGAUCGAGGAGUGGGACUCACUUCAGGCCCGCAAGGCUCAGCAGGAGAAGCUAGCUCUGUGCACAGCAGCUGCUGCAGCUUCCAACACCUCCACCUCCUCCUCAUCUCCUCAACCCAUGAGUAUCGAAUCCAGCCCUCCAGACAACGCAGCACACCAACAAGACCCAGAGUACAUGGAGCAGCCGUCCCCCACUAAUGAGUCCAAGCACCUACAAGAGGACACUGUGAGAGCCAUCUCAAAAGCUGCAGCAGAACUGGAGGAGAGAAGUCCAGAAGCAUUGUUAAACACAUCUCCUCACCCUCCCACCUCCCCUCAGCCUGAGGUCCAGGUGAGCACCUCCUCUGCUCCCUCUCCUGACCAGGUCAAGGAGGAUGACUCUCCUGGCCAGCGCACAAUAGAAGUGGCCAUCCCUAAUGUGGGGACCUUUGUCAUAGAGUCAGAGGAGGGGGGCUAUGACGACGAGACGAUGAUGACCCCCAACAUGCAGGGUGUAAUCAUGGCUAUUGGCAAGUCCAGCAGCAUCUAUGACACAAACGGGCCCGAGGCAGCCUUUUUUAAGGCAAUAAAGUUGGAAUACACUCGUCUCUUGAGAUUUGCACAAGAGGACACCGCUCCCGAAAACGACUACAGACUCCAGCACAUCAUUGUUUACCUCAUCCAAAACCAAGCGCCCAAAAAGAUCCUGGAGAGGACGCUGCUCACGCAAUUUGCAGACAGGAAUUUGGCUUUUGAUGAGAGAUGUAAGAGCAUUAUGAAUGUGGCACGUGCCAAACUGGACCUCAUUAAGCCCGAGGAAGUCAACAUGGACGAAUAUGAGAUCUGGCACCAGGACUACAGGAACUUCCGAGAGACGACCGUCUUGAUGGUGACCGGCUUGGAGCUUUUCCAGAAAACCAACUACGUGGAGGCGCUGAUGUACCUGAUCUACUCGUACCAGUAUAACAAGGAGCUUCUGGCGAAAGGCCUCUACCGGGGUCACAGCGAAGAUCUGCUGGGUCACUACAGGCGGGAGUGUUUGCUGAAACUGAACGAGCAGGCGGCGACCAUGUUUGAGUGUGGCGAGGAACCGGAGGUGACCACCGGUCUGGGCAUCAUGAACGAGCUGGUGGUCCCGUGCAUCCCAUUACUGCUGGUCCACGACGUGGAGAGAGAUCUGCUGGCGGUGGAGGACAUGAGGAACCGGUGGUGCUCCUACCUGGGGCAGGAGAUGGCAUCGAACCUGCAGGAGAAACUGACGGACUUCCUGCCCAAGCUACUGGACUGUUCGACAGAGAUCAAAAGCUUCCACGACCCCCCCAAAUUGCCCACCUACUCCACUCUGGAGCUGUGUGAGCGCUUCAGCCACGUCAUGGCGGCAAUGGGCCGCGUCCUCAUCCAGGGCAGAUGAGCUGACGGCCGUCAAACAUGGACCUCUCCGAACCCACCUUCCUCCCCGUCCAGGGCUAACUCGCUUUCUAGCUGUUAUUACUCCGAUGCUGCUAUAGUUUUUAUCAUUAUCAAUAUUGUUUUACACACAGCAAGAGGCCGAGGCUCUUUGUGGAGGAGAAAAGAGGCGUCGUCCAUGAUCAAUGGAGACAAUGUUGCAGCAGUUCCAGGCACAUUCUGCUUUAUAUUUGCGAAACCAGUUUGAGGGAUUUCAUAGUUUAUUGUUGUUGUUGCUUUUCGAUUGAAGCUCCCCUCCCUCGCCCAGUCAAGCUGUUUUGAAAACACCCCUCUCUCUCUCUCUACGUGAAGUGGAGCCCCCUGCUGCUCUGCCUCCAGUUUGGUACAGUAUUACCACCUUUGUUUUAUUUUUCUAAGCAAGUAAAGAAGAGAGCCUUCAGAAUUAUCCGCCGCUCCUCUAAUGGCUGUCACGUCUUUGUGGACGGCGCCAGAGCGAGAUGUUUAAAGUGCUGUGGUAGACAGCCAGGGACUUUUCUGUGGCUUGUUAAUAAAUUGAGAGAAUAAAAGUUUUAUUUAUGGCCCUUUUAGGCCAAAUA
Synchiropus splendidus (mandarinfish) is the source of this 4263-nucleotide messenger RNA. It is a transcript of the gene usp25, whose product is annotated as ubiquitin specific peptidase 25. Gene Ontology annotation, biological process: regulation of protein stability; protein deubiquitination. The coding region runs from base 177 to 3671 and encodes 1164 amino acids. The transcript is spliced from 26 exons. NCBI's taxonomy places the organism in Eukaryota, Metazoa, Chordata, Actinopteri, Syngnathiformes, Callionymidae. Gene Ontology annotation, molecular function: protein binding; cysteine-type endopeptidase activity; cysteine-type deubiquitinase activity. The record is from RefSeq and is a predicted model, not a curated record. Gene Ontology annotation, cellular component: nucleus; cytosol.